AUGUCCAAGAGAGUCCUGAGUAUCCAGAGCCACGUUGUCUAUGGAUAUGUUGGUAACAAGGCAGCUACAUUCCCAUUACAACUGCUUGGAUUCGACGUCGAUGCCGUCAACACGGUGCAAUUCUGUAACCAUACUGGGUACCCAACUGUAGCUGGUGAACGUUUGGAAGGAGAGUCUCUAAGGAAGAUCGCAGAUGGACUAGCUGCAAAUGGAAUGCUGGAGACGUAUUCUCAUUUGCUGACUGGAUACAUUGGACGUGAAACGGCACUACAAGCUGUCGCUGAACUAGCUCAAAACUUGAAGAAAAGGAAUCCUGAACUGAUAUUUGUUCUGGAUCCAGUAAUGGGAGACGAAGGCAAACUGUAUGUUCCCGAACCUCUCAUCAACAUAUACAAAACAACACUCCUCCCACUCGCAGACAUCCUAACCCCAAACGCAUUCGAAGCCGAACUCCUCACCGGCACAAAGAUAACAUCCACCGAAACAGCCACCCAAGCUCUCACCUGGCUCCAUACACACUCAUCAGCACGAUACAUUAUAAUCACAUCAGCAGCAUUCGAUAACGACGCGUCACAUCUCCACCUUAUCGCCUCAUACAAGGAUACCGAUGGAGCAUAUAAACAGCUCGUAAUAUCAUUCGCCAAACUGCAUUUAUCUAGUGGAUCGUUUACAGGGACUGGAGACUUGUUUUCGGCAAUGAUGGUUGCGCAUUUGCGUCCACAUCCAGAGUUUGGUGAUUUCGUGAGGGCGUGUGAGACUGCUGUUGCCAUAUUGCAGGGGAUAUUGAACGCUACGAUAGGGAGGUUUGAGCAGGUGUUGAAGAGCGAGGAGGCUUUGAGUGGUAAUGGUGAAAUGAGCUCGGUGAGGUUGAUUCAGGGUAGAGAGUUGGCGUUGAUUUCGUCAAGAGGGGCUAUUGAGCAUCCUGAUAUUGUGUACCGUGCUCGUUUAAUAUAG
This is a messenger RNA of Synchytrium microbalum, 954 nucleotides long. RefSeq names its product pyridoxal kinase. The transcript is spliced from 5 exons. Bases 1 to 954 code for a protein of 317 amino acids. Gene Ontology annotation, biological process: pyridoxal 5'-phosphate salvage. Gene Ontology annotation, molecular function: pyridoxal kinase activity. The record is from RefSeq and is a predicted model, not a curated record. Gene Ontology annotation, cellular component: cytosol. NCBI's taxonomy places the organism in Eukaryota, Fungi, Chytridiomycota, Chytridiomycetes, Synchytriales, Synchytriaceae.